Vicia villosa (hairy vetch) is the source of this 4518-nucleotide messenger RNA. RefSeq lists its product as uncharacterized. The record is from RefSeq and is a predicted model, not a curated record. Gene Ontology annotation, biological process: DNA repair; telomere maintenance. Bases 1 to 4518 code for a protein of 1505 amino acids. The transcript has 9 exons. NCBI's taxonomy places the organism in Eukaryota, Viridiplantae, Streptophyta, Magnoliopsida, Fabales, Fabaceae. Gene Ontology annotation, molecular function: DNA helicase activity.
AUGCUAGAAACUAAUGAACAAACCAGUCAUACUAACUCUUCUAUUGCUAGACAAAGUAGAAGACUUAGAAUGAAGGAGAAGAGAGAUGCACAAUGCACUGAAUCAGAUCAUUCUCAAAACUUGGUAGAUAAAACUGAUGUAAGUGAUGCAAGGAAGAAAAGAAGGCUGAUAUUGCAAAAUAAGAAAUCAUCAUGUGGUCAUCCCAGCAGUGCCCCAUCCCCAAGUACAGUCUCCCCAGUUUCUAUUCCAAAUGUACAAGAUAGAGCUCAUUCAAUUGAUGCUCGCAAGAAAAGAAGGCUUAUAUUGGAAAAUAGGAAGUUUUCUAUCAUAGAACCUGAAACACAAUAUUCCCAAGUGCCACUGUCUAACUCCGAGGAUGAUUGCAGCUCAUCCAAUACUUCAGACUCUGAGGAUGAUAUGGAACAAGCACCCUUAGCAGAUUCAAACUUACAAGGGGAUCAAAUAUGGGAAUGUACAUAUUGUCAUGCACACAUGUGGCUUCAAGAACGUGCCAGUAAAACCAAAAAGGGACAUGUUCCAACAUUCCAUCGUUGUUGUCGCGGUGGUAAAAUUGUUGUACCUUUACUUGAAGAGCCACCGCCACUGUUGAGACAUCUGGUGUUUAAUAAAACAUCUACCGAGAGCAAAAAUUAUCGAAAUAAUAUUAGAACAUACAACUCAAUGUUUUCGUUUACUUCUCCUGGAAUGAAAUUUGACACCACAUAUUCAAAGAAAGGAGGACCACCAACUUUGAGACUGCACGGUCAAACCUGUCAUCGAAUAGGUACUCUACUACCAAAAACUGGAGACCGUCCGCAAUAUGCUCAGCUAUAUAUUUCUGACAUAGAUAAUGAAGUUACUAAUAGAAUGAAGUGUUUCAGAGACAAUACUGAAAUUGACAAGAACACUGUUCAUAAUUUGAAGAUCAUGUUAGAUGAGUUCAAUAUUCAUGCUAAAGUUUUUAGAAUGGCGAGGGAUGUCCUGGACGAUAAUGCAUUCUUAGACUUAAACCUGAGGGUUAUAUGUGAUAGACCUGAGGAUGGACGCGUGUAUAACAGACCAACGGUUUCAGAAGUUGCUGCACUAAUUGUGGGAGACAUUGAUUCUGCUUGUAAUAGGGACAUUAUUAUUCAAGCACGCAACGGUGGUUUGCAACGUAUUGAUGAGUUUCAUCCAGCAUAUUUGGCAUAUCAAUACCCUCUCAUAUUUGUGUAUGGUGGAGAUGGUUAUAUGAAAAAUAUAUUGCAUAGAUAUCGCCACGAAACUGAGGUUACCCGACAAAAUCGUCAGAGCAUCAAGGACUGGCUUUCAUACAGGUUACAAAACCGUAGCGAGGAGGCAAAAACUUUGCUACACUCACGCCGUCUGUUUCAACAGUUCUUGGUCGAUGGUUAUUGUACGAUGGAAUCUGAAAGGCUGAACUGGUUGCGAAAUAAUCAAUCAAAAUUAAGAGUGGGAAAAUAUAACAGGUUGACAGAUGAAUGCAAUAACGAUGAUGGCAGACAACAACAAAAACGGGGAAAGCGAGUUGUCUUGCCGUCAUCUUUUGUUGGGGGAAAAAGAUGUAUGGAUCAACUGUAUUUUGACGGAAUGGCAAUUUCAAGUAGAUUGGGUUUUCCAGACCUAUUCAUUACAUUUACUUGGAAUCCAACAUGGCCCGAAAUUAUCCGUGCCUUGUCCGAAACUGGGUUACAACCGCACGAUCGACCAGAUAUUAUUACUAAAGUCUUCAAAAUCAAGUUUGACGAACUCAUUGCAUAUAUAACAAAAAAGCGUGUUCUAGGGAAAGUUUUGGCAUUUAUGUACACUAUUGAAUUUCAUAAGAGGGGAUUGCCACACGUAUAUAUUUUGAUUUUCUUACAUUCUCAGAGCAAAUACCCCACACCAUCGGACAUUGACAACAUCAUCUGUGCUGAAAUACCAGACCCUGCUGUUCAUCCGAGGUUGUAUGCGUUGGUUAAAUCUAACAUGAUGCACGGGCCAUGUGGAGUGGCGCGCACGACAUCAACCUGUAUGAAAAAUGGUAAAUGCUCUAAAUACUUUCCAAAGAAGUUUAACGAGGAAACUAUUGUUGAUGCAGAAGGUUAUCCCCUCUAUAGGAGAAGAUCAAAAACCCACAUUAUUGAAAAAAAUGGUAUCACAUUGGACAACCGUCAUGUGGUACCUUAUAACAAAAGAUUUCUCCUCAAAUAUAACGCACAUAUAAACAUAGAAUGGUGUAACCAGAGCACUUCAAUCAAAUAUCUUUUCAAAUACAUUAGCAAAGGCUAUGACAGAAUAACAGCUUCGGUGUCAACCAACAACAAUGAACCGGUUGAUGAAAUAAAACAAUACUUAGAUUGCAGAUAUAUCUCACCAUGUGAAGCAUGCUGGAGAAUUUACUCCUUUCACAUUCAUGGUAGAAGACCGGCAGUUGAACGUAUGUUUUAUCACCUGGUAGGCGAAAAGGCUGUUUACUACACUGAUCACGAUCGAAUGGAAAAUGUUUUGGAGAAUGCAAGUGUUACUGAUUCCAUGUUUACUGGUUGGCUAUCUGCAAACUCAAAGUAUACUGAGGCACAGUCACUCACUUAUGGUCAAUUUGUAUCUAAAUUUGUUUACCACAAAAAAGAAAGGGAGUGGAGGCCCCGCAAAAAGGGAUUCACCAUUGGGAGAUUGAUAUGGGUUCCACCAACAACAGGUGAACUUUUUUACCUGUGGAUGAUGUUGACGGUAGCCAAGCGACCAAAAAGUUAUGAAGAAAUUCGCAAGGUCGGUAAUAACCAGUAUGAAGCAUUUAGAGAUGCAUGCUUCGCCUUGGGAUUUCUGGAAGAUGACAAAGAAUAUAUUGGCGCUGUUAAUCGCCCAACACACGUUUGGAAGGAUUCAUGGCAGCUAUUAUCUGAUGGUGUCCUACAUGCUCAAAGGCAAUUGGCUUUAAAUACAGAAUUGGUUCUCACAGAAGCCGAAUUGCAAAAUUUGACCCUGAUUGAAAUCGAAAAGCUGCUUCAAGAAAAUAAAAGGACACUAAAAGAUUUCAAACCAAUCCCUUAUCCAGAUGGAUAUGUUCUGCAACAAUUAGGUAAUAGACUGAUAUAUGACGAACGCAAUUAUGACAUUGCAAAAACAAAGACAGAAUUCACAAAUCUCUUUGGUGGACUUACAGUUAUGCUAUUGAAGAAACCCAAUUUUGUGAAAGACCUUACUGAUCACCUUGACCCAAAUGAACAAAGAGCUAUGUAUCAAAAAAUUAUGCGCGCAGUUGAGUCGCAGAAUGGUGCAGUCUUCUUCCUACAUGGUUACGGUGGGACCGGUAAGACAUACAUGUGGAGAACACUGGCGGCAGCAUUAAGGUCGAAGCAUGAUAUAUGUCUGACAGUUGCAACCAGUGGUAUAACGUCAUUAUUGUUGCCAGGAGGUCGAACUGCAUAUUCAAAAUUUAAGAUACCAGUGCCAACGCUAGAUAAUUCUACUUGUAAAAUUGAGUACAAUGAUGAUGUGGGAGACCUUCUUAGACAAACUAAACUAAUUAUUUGGGAUGAGGCUCCAAUGAUUUUACCUGUUGUCCCUCGAGGAAGCCGUUCGGAUAUUGUACAUUCUGCCAUAAAUGCGUCUUACAUAUGGAAUUAUGUUCAAGUGUUAACAUUAACCAAAAACACGCGCCUGCAAUCCGGUCUGACCCAAAAUGAUAAAAAUGAAAUGCAACAGUUUUCGGAAUGGUUGUUAAGAAUUGGCGAAGGAAAAGUAUCUGAGCCCAAUGACGGUGUGACAGAUUUUGAAGUUCCACCUGACCUGUUGAUAACACAAUUCGAAGACCCAAUCGUCGCAAUUGUUGAUGCUACAUAUCCUGACUUUAUUCACAAUUUUCAUUCAAUCCAAUACCUUAAGGAUCGAGCAAUUCUGGCUUCAACAUUAGAAAUUGUGGAACAAAUAAACAAUCAUAUCCUUGACUUAAUCCCAGGAGACAUGCGGGAUUACUACAGCUCCAAUUCUGUUGAUAAGUCCGAAAUCAAUGACGACACAGUGGUAAAUAUCCUAACUCCAAAAUUUCUCAGUUCCCUCCGUACAUCUGGUUUGCCUACCCAUCAUUUAAAGUUAAAGGUUGGAACACCAAUUAUGCUCAUGAGGAAUAUUGAUCAGUCAGAAGGACUAUGUAAUGGAACAAGGUUGAUAGUAACAAAAUUGGGGACACAUGUUAUUGAAGCUUCGAUAAUAGCUGGAAAGAGCUGUGGCAAUCAGGUUUACAUCCCACGAAUGGAUAUGUCACCUUCCCAAUCACCAUGGCCGUUCAAGCUCAACAGAAGACAGUUCCCCAUUAUACUGUCAUAUGCCAUGACAAUUAACAAAUCCCAAGGACAGUCUUUGGAUACUGUUGGUCUAUACCUACCAAGGGAUGUUUUUACACAUGGACAAAUAUAUGUUGCACUAUCAAGAGUGACAACAAAACAAGGAAUCAAGAUAUUAAUACAUGAUCAACAUGCCAAAGUUAAAACAACAACUACAAAUGUAGUUUACAAGGAGAUCUUCGACAAUAUAUAA